CAGGUGGACAGAAGGUCCUUAACUUUCGUCGAAUCCGCGUUAAAAACGAGCGGUUUUUCGUCGCGUAAGUUCCACAUUCGAUUUUUCCACGCUGAGUUGCAUCCGCACAGGUUAAUCAUGGCAUUGGACCACCUGAACCAUGCGCUUGAAGUCUUCGGACGGUCAGCUGCAGGCCAUCCAUAACCGGAACAACGCGAUCCUGCACUCACCCAAACGACUCAACACUGCCCAGAACAGCAACAAUAAAACCCAGUUCAGUACCACCACAACUCUAGCUGCUGCCCAGUACAAACAUGCCACCACGCAAGAGAUCAGCAACAUUUCCGCCAGCACGCAGCAACUUACGAUUGAAGAGGUUGCUGCUUUGAACGUUCAGAUCGUUACUCAGGAGCUGCGAUGGUGCAACUCCGAUCAACAGCCUGUUCAGUUCAACAUCAACAGACGAAAUAUCAACGGCACGCUGGCGGCCCAGCUGCGCCUGCGGGCGUUCCCGAAGGACGAGCUUCUGAUGCCGCAGUCUCCAGAUGAUGCCCUGGGCGAUGACGAUGAGGCGCUCCAAAGCAGCAGUUCUUCGGCCUCAGGAUCGCCGCAGGAUGAAGACCAUCCCUUUGAGCCAUCCGAUGAUUCUUCAGAUGAAGGCAACGACUACUCGCAGCACUCGAAUUCCGCUGAUAUGAUGCAGGCGCCGCUGAAGGGGUUUGUCAACCCCAACUAUCCAGGCUUCCAGCAUCUGGCCCACACUCUGGAUUUUGACGAGGAUUGUCUGAACAAUGCCAACAACAACAAUGAGGAAUAUGGCGUGUGCGACAAGUUCGACAGCGUCAAUCGGCUGGAUAGCGUGGAAAACAUCCAGAAAGUGUUCCACGAUAAGUCGCUGGACUUGGACGUGGCCCCCCUUCCAGACUCGCCCAACAGCGACUGUUUGAGCAGCGAUUGUAGUGCAGACAGUGCCAUAACAGUGAACGAGUCGUUCAAUAUUCGCGUGGACGAAAGUAAAGUGUUUGAAAGUGAAAAACGCGGGGAACCAAAUGUUGGUAGUGUGGUGGGCGAUUUUCGGAAGGAGGUGGAAGAAGAGCUGGGCAAAGUCUGCUCAGUGAAGCAGCAAGUCCUGGAUGAAUCCCACACAGUGGUUGUUCAUGAGGUGACAACCCCAGAGUCCGUAGUCCUGCAGCAGAAAAAGGAGGCUACUUUGGCAAAAAUGGCCAAGAAAUCCUGCAAAACCAUGGACAACUGCCCAAAUCAACCUAAGCAGGAGAGAAGAAUUGGCAGGCAGGUGCCCUCCUUCCUGCCGUUAAGCCAGAAAUCGCUGCCAGCAACCCCGCAGGAAAUGCUGUCGCCCAUAGAGAGUAGCGGGAGGAUUGUGAAGCCUGCAGUUAACCACUCGGAGCCUGCAGAUAAAAAACCCGAAACCCUCAGAAGAGACUCCAAUCGGGAACUGGAGGAAAUCGAAAUCCAGAUCAAAAAAAUCAAAUCGGACACCAUGAACAGCCUGGGGCAGCUGGACCAGUUCAGGAAAGAAGAUUUCACCAAACAGUUCCGGGAAAAGGACGAGGACAGUUCAGCAAUGAAGUCAAACAACUACGCGAAAAAAAGACGCGACUACAAUCAGCAAUUCGGCAGUUUGAUCACUUUCCCGAAGCGACAGUCCAUCAAGCGCGAUCCAGUUAAUCGAAGAUCGGUGCCAAUGGUGCGGGACAGGAAGAAACUGUGCAAUCCUGAACUCUUCGGUGCAUUCGACGUCUACAACAUAGAAACAGCCAUGCCCAAGAUCGACCUCGAAGCCAUCGAGAGCCACCUCAAAGCCGCCAAGGAAGAGGAGCGAAGGAGACGAACAGAUCGGGAGGAAAUCAGACGAAGAUUGGCCAUGGGAAACGAAGAUGAUUACUACACGGAUCGGCCAGGACGAAAGCCCAGCUUACAGGCCAGGCUGCAAAGUGGCAUGAAUCUGCAAAUCUGCUUCAUGAAUGAGACGGUGUCGGACAACGAGAGUCCCUCUUCAGACAAUGAGUGCCCCCUCACCAACCCCAAGCCUACGAAAAAUUCCAGGCCGAAUCAGAACUCCCAGGCCAGCGGACCUCAACCUCAAAGACCUGCCACUCUAUCGCUGCAUCCCAUUCCUCCACCUCAGUUGGGUGCAGCCGCAGCCGAAACCGAUUUCUUCACAAAACAAGCGCGGCUUCAAACCGAAGCUCGGAUGGCUCUGGCGCAAGCCAAAGAAAUGGCCAGGAUGCAAAUGGAGAUCGAAAAGCAGAAGCAGAAAAAGUCGCCCAUCACCGAAAUGGUGCGGCACAGCCUGGAAAAGGUCGGAAUACCAUUUCCUGAGGAAAAACGUCGCCUUUCCCGGCAGAUCCUCACCGAAAUGAACGUGGCGCAGCUGCAAGUGAUCGUCAACGACCUCCACACUCAAAUUGAGACCCUCAAUGAGCAGCUGGUGAAGUUCCUGAUGGACAGGGACGAUCUCCAUAUGGAGCAGGACUCAAAGCUGGUGGACAUUGAGGAUCUGACGAGAUAUUUAGGGGCGAAAGAGCAGGUUCUGAAGGAUCAGGGCCCAGUUCCGACGCCUCAAAACAACAACAUUCCUCCAUCGCCUGCUCCUUCAUCGCCAUUAACGUCGCUGAAUAACUCAGUGCGACCGCAUUUGAACCGGAUAGCCAGCCUUGUAAAGAAAUAGGGAAAUCCGCUAAGAAACUAAUCAAACUUGCCUCAGUUGGGCGUUAUGUUAGAGGCGUCCCCGUCCUUGUAAAACAUGUACAUACUUGCGCUGUAAAGCUACCCUUCUUUGUUCUAAAUGUACCAUCAAUUGCUUGUUAGAGAAGGAGGUAUACUGUGUUGAAAAAAUGCGGCCUGGGUUUUGAGCUCGGAUUUAUUGUUUUGAUUUGUGAUAUAGUUUUUAGUUGUGCUUGGUUUUUGAGGAUCACUUUGACGUCUUUUUCUCAGUAGACCCAAAAAAUAUUCCGUGUAUGUUCUUAAGCGAUAUUAUUUAUUUUUUUAAUCUCAACCUGUGUAUUCGAAUAGAUCUGGAAAGUUUGACUGGUUUUGGAUGUAGAUGAAGCGAACAUCUGCUCGAGUAGUUUAAGAACCCCGAAUUGCAUCACGUUUUUUGAACUUUACAUUUUAGGCCGCCGUGUAUUGCUACUCCUUUAUUGUAAGACUGUAUGCCAUCCAAAGAAUAUUUGCUAGUACUACUACUACUACUAAUAAUAAUAAUAAUAUUAAUAGUGAAGCUGUAUUAAACGGAAACUCUAAACUGUUGGAUUGUUACCGCUCCUCAUUUGGUUAUAUUUUAGGUUGAUUAUAAACAAUGUAGACUCAAUCGUUGUGAUUAAAAUUGCUUGAAUAAAUGAGCCACAAAAAAU
Messenger RNA from Dendroctonus ponderosae (mountain pine beetle), 3356 nucleotides. It is a transcript of the gene Schip1, whose product is annotated as schwannomin-interacting protein 1 homolog. Gene Ontology annotation, biological process: positive regulation of hippo signaling. The record is from RefSeq and is a predicted model, not a curated record. Lineage: Eukaryota; Metazoa; Arthropoda; Insecta; Coleoptera; Curculionidae. Bases 140 to 2671 code for a protein of 843 amino acids. The transcript has 14 exons. Gene Ontology annotation, cellular component: cell junction; plasma membrane.